AUGACUACUACAAGUAACUUUUUUGCAAAAACCUUAUUUUAUGUAUUUCAUCUUAAUACUAAUAACAACUUGACUUUUGUUCUACCUUUUCAAUUUCUUAUUCACUACAAUUUUAUUACACCACACUAA
Messenger RNA from Arabidopsis thaliana (thale cress), 129 nucleotides. RefSeq lists its product as uncharacterized. Lineage: Eukaryota; Viridiplantae; Streptophyta; Magnoliopsida; Brassicales; Brassicaceae. The record is from RefSeq and is marked reviewed. The transcript has a single exon. Bases 1 to 129 code for a protein of 42 amino acids.